Molecule: messenger RNA, 812 nt
Organism: Cercocebus atys (sooty mangabey)
Lineage: Eukaryota; Metazoa; Chordata; Mammalia; Primates; Cercopithecidae
Gene: MRTO4
Product: mRNA turnover 4 homolog (S. cerevisiae)
Exons: 4
Coding region: 236-673 (145 amino acids)
Biological process (GO): nuclear-transcribed mRNA catabolic process; rRNA processing; ribosomal large subunit biogenesis
Cellular component (GO): nucleolus; preribosome, large subunit precursor
Molecular function (GO): RNA binding
Source: RefSeq, a predicted model, not a curated record
CGUGCGCGAGGCCCUCGGUCGGACGCUCGGGAUUCGGGGAUUAAAAAAAAAAGCGGGAAGUCGCCUUACAGGCGCGGGAGAAAGCGCAGGUGGUGGCUUGGCAGGAAAAGGCAGGCUGCAGUGCACUGGGUCAGGCACACGCGAGGGGCAGCCCCCGAGAGCCGUCCCAGAGGCCCCCGCGCCGCUGGGGUCCUAACGGGGUGCACCGUCUUCCGCCGCACGUGGAAAAAAAAAAAUGCCCAAAUCCAAGCGCGACAAGAAAGUCUCCUUAACCAAAACUGCCAAGAAAGGCUUGGAAUUGAAACAAAACCUGAUAGAAGAGCUUCGGAAAUGUGUGGACACCUACAAGUACCUUUUCAUCUUCUCUGAAAAAAAAAAGAGGAACAGCAAGCUGAAGGACAUCCGGAACGCCUGGAAGCACAGCCGGAUGUUCUUUGGCAAAAACAAAAAAAAAAAGGUGGCCUUGGGUCGAAGUCCAUCUGAUGAGUACAAAGACAACCUGCACCAAAAAAAAAAAUGGUUUUCACGGGGUAGGGCUGAGGCAGAGCCGCCUUCUCUCCCACUACUCCCACGUGAUAGCCUCCCCCAGUCGUCGGCUGGCCCGUGGCUCAGGGAGAGCAGGGCCUGGCUUAAAGCUCUGGGUUCUCCCUUCACCUCCGGACCCAGGGAAUAACACCCUUCCUGCCUCCCAAAAAAAAAAGCUGUGACCACCAGAAACAUCUUUAAACGUUGCCAAAUGUCCCCUUGUGAGAAAAAAAAAACCUAGUAGAGAACCACUGCUCUAAUGUGACCAAGCUGGCCUCACUCUUGAU